Linnemannia hyalina is the source of this 2184-nucleotide messenger RNA. Lineage: Eukaryota; Fungi; Mortierellomycota; Mortierellomycetes; Mortierellales; Mortierellaceae. The record is from the annotation of a GenBank genome assembly.
AUGAGUGACAUCCAAGAGGCGAACGUCUCUACUCAACAACCUCAGUCGGAGCAGCAUUCGAUGCAGAUGGCGACGACAAAUGGACCACCGUUUGCACCGGUCAGCGACCGACGCGGUGGACCUAUGGAUUUUGGUGAGCCCAUGCAGGAUAUUCAGCCUCUUCCUUCCCAACAACAACAACAACAACAACAACAACAACAACAACAACAACAACAGCAGCAGCAGCAGCAGCACUCCCAAUUACAACCCCAGUGUCAGCCCCAGGGUGAGGGACAGCACGACCCUCGAAUGUUGAUGCACCCACUUCAGCCGCAGAUCUCGAAUCAGUCGACCCAAUCCAACCAGUCCUUCCAGUCUGUCGAAUCUGGCGAUUCGUCUUCCCAACAACAGAAUAGUGGCGGUGGUUUUUCCGGGGGCUCCGCGCCUUCUCAGCAACAGCAACAAAUGCAACAACAACAACAACAACAACAACAACAACAACACCAUCCUCUAAAACUGCAACAGCCUUACAUAAACCCAUCCCAGGCUACCACCUCUUCGUCAUUGACGUCCGCAUCAGGUCACCUUGCACCUCCACAGCACUCACUUGAGAAACCGAGAUCGAGACGGUGGUCGAUUACGGGGCGGUUCUUCGAGAAGCGCAAGUCUAUCACAGAGCCAUUUCAUGCCCCUGGCGGAGCGCCUUCGAGUUCUUUCUCGUCGUCAUAUAAAAGUACGAAUGCGAAUAUUGUAAGUGGUGCGGAUGGGAAGGGGGAUAGUUUGGGUGGACCAGAGUCGAGUUUUGGACGCCGUGCACAGAAUAACGGUGGGAACUUUAAUCAUACCAGCAAUACCAGUAACAACAACAACAACAACAAUACGAUGACGGCAUCGACAAUGGGCGCUGGCAGCAUUAAUUCCCAGAGCAGCAGCAAUGGAACAGGAGGAGGAGGAACGGACUCGAAGAACAGCUCCCCCCCAGGCAGUAACGUUAACAGUCGUCGGUCGAGUCUUGCAGAUCUUCCCAAGGCGAUCUUGUCGUCCUUGCGUCGGAGCUCGUUGGUCGGUCCUGGUGAUGCCUGCAAUGUCAUGGCUGCUGUUGCUGCUUCGAUAGGUAGUGCUGGUGUAGUACAAGGAGCAGGGGAUACGAUUAUGGAGGAAGAUGAGGAUCUGGAUGAGGAUGGUGGAGUUUCGAAGGUCUGGGUGGCUCUUCCCAAGGCCCCGCCGCACGAUCCGCAUACCAGUCGACCCCCACCCAAGAGUAUCCUCAAAAAGCGGCCCUCUGAGAUUAACGUCGCUACUGCCGACGCCGCCGGUGUCGAUUCUGCUACUGCUGGUGCUGCGGCGUCUACUGGAGAUGCUGCUGCUGAUGACGCCAGUGCUACCUCUACCGCUAACGCAAACGCCACCAGCGAUCAGCUGCCUGAUCAGACGCUGAGUUCAGAGAAUGUCCACCCGAUGGCGACCUCAGAUAUGGACGUUACAGACAUCGACCUUUUCACGCCCACUGACCACCGCGCCCGCCUCCUCACCCAUUCACCCAAACCCACCCACCCACAACAUCACCUCGUCAACGACAACGCUGACAAGAGCCACAUCUUGAUAGGUGGUGCAGGAUCACCCAUGCCUAGCAACAACUCUGACAGUGUCUCCAGCAACAACAAUAACAAAAACAAUAACAACAACCACAACAAGGUUCAGCAAGUAGCGGUGUCGUCAUCGCAAGGGGCAGCGUUACCGCCUGAUUUCACACCAGGAGUACAAUCCAACUCGUACUACAAAGACCGCGGCGGCGAGCGUGGGCAAGGGGCUGUCGGGGAUUACAUCUCCCAGGAUGAGCUGCUCACCCAGCAGAUGAUGGGUAUUAGCUCCCGGGCCCAGGAUCUCGCGAAGCAGUACUAUAGCACCAGCGCCAACAACACCAACAACACCAACAACCAAACCUCCUCUACUGCCCAUACCCUCGCUCCGAUUGCUUCUGCGGCGGCCAGUGCCGGAAGGAAACGCUCGAUCUACUUCCUGGAGACAGUGGAAAUCAUCCCAGCACACAGGAAGUCGGAUUAUAACAGACAGAGCGAUAAGCAUGCGACGUUCAAGAUCUUGACGCCGGAUAUGAAGUCUGAGAUCCGGGAUGAGUUAAAUACUUACAAGAUGCGCGAGAUGGCAGUUCAUGUUGAGAGUAUGGCUAAUACUGCUUUUCAUUGA